Molecule: messenger RNA, 681 nt
Organism: Symbiodinium sp. CCMP2592
Lineage: Eukaryota; Dinophyceae; Suessiales; Symbiodiniaceae
Source: the annotation of a GenBank genome assembly
AUGAUGCAGUGGCAGCAAUGGCCCCAACAGGGGCAGCAACAACAGUGGGGGCAGCCGCAGUGGGGGGUGCAGCAGUGGGGAGGGGGAGUUCAGCAGGCCCAGUGGGGUGGCGGAGGAGGACAACCCCAAUGGGGACCGCAGCAACAACAGGGCGGCCAGCAGCAGCAGUGGCCACAGCAGUUCGGAGGAUCCCAAGCCCAAGCCAACAAUGAUGGCUACAUCGUCUGUUGUGUACCCGUCAUGAAUGGGAUGCAGCAGAACAUGCAAGGAAUGCAAAUGCAGGGUGGGCAGAUGAUGAUGGGCAUGGGACAGCAGAUGCAAGGAAUGCCUGCACAGGGCGGGCAGAUGAUGAUGGGAAUGGGUAUGGGCGGUGUCAUGACACCGGUCAUGAACCAAGGAUUUCAAGGUCAGUUCAAUGGCGACUUCAAGGGCAACUACAAAGGCGGAAAGGGCGGUGGAAAAUUCAACCGAACCGGCCUUAGCCCAGAUGAAGAUGCGAAUUGGCGCUCAAGACCCUCUCCGGGAGCCCCCGUCGGAAAGGGCCCUGCAGAUUCAGCGAUGUAUUUGUCGCGCUCGGCCGUCACCUCCUCGAUGAAAAGACCUAAAGAGGGAGCGGGGCCUUUCAAAGCAGAUCUUGCAGUACCUUCACCUGAAGCUUCUGAGGCGCCAGCUUCUUUCUAA